This is a messenger RNA of Aspergillus oryzae RIB40, 420 nucleotides long. RefSeq lists its product as uncharacterized. The record is from RefSeq and is a predicted model, not a curated record. NCBI's taxonomy places the organism in Eukaryota, Fungi, Ascomycota, Eurotiomycetes, Eurotiales, Aspergillaceae. Gene Ontology annotation, cellular component: nucleus. The transcript is spliced from 4 exons. The coding region runs from base 1 to 420 and encodes 139 amino acids.
AUGGAGCCGGAGGAGAACCUGCUGGAGGGCGCAAAAGAUCUGGUAGAAGAAUACUACCGUGCCCAAGGUGGUCGGCCUGAGAAACCCCAACGGGGCAAGCGCAAGUCCAUGACUGGGCCAAAGCAGACAACAGAGAAAAGUGAACCUAAAAGGCGAAGAAAGUCCCGAGCGGAAGCUGCCACCGAAACUCCAGAUGAAGAUGAUGAUCUGCCUAAUUGGGUUCCCCGGUCCAAGAACUGGGAGAACGAGGUGCAAAGUGUUGACACAAUUCUGCGCGAUGCGGAAACUUCGACGUUAAUUGCAUAUCUCCACUGGAAGAACGGAAAGAAGUCCAAGGUCUCCCUUGAGACCUGUUAUGAGAAAUGCCCCAGAAAGAUGCUCAAAUUUUACGAGGAGCAUUUGGUUUUUAAGGAAGGUUGA